This is a messenger RNA of Parnassius apollo (apollo), 753 nucleotides long. Lineage: Eukaryota; Metazoa; Arthropoda; Insecta; Lepidoptera; Papilionidae. The record is from the annotation of a GenBank genome assembly.
AUGAAAAGAAACAGAAAAAGACAACGGAAUUGUAAAAACCCAUUUAAUAAAAAUAGAACAAAUGUCAGAACAAAGAAAGAAACAAAAAAUGAUUAUGGAUCAAAUAGCGCUGCCCCAGAUAUGGUACCCGAUGAGUUAGAGAGGGCUAAAAAAUAUUUUCUUGAGAAUUUGAAUAUCUUGACUAUGAACAAACCGCAAAUCGAACGAGAUACGAAAUUUCAGAGAGAUUGCAGUGACUGGUUGGAACUGAGAAAACAAAUGGUAACAGCGUCCAAUUUUGGGAAAUUUUUUAAAAAGCGUCCGAACACAUCUACAGCAAACCUUGUAAAAAAUUUGUUGUAUACAGAAAACAUUGCCCAUGUAGCAGCCGUAGCUCACGGUGUAGAAAAUGAAAAGCAGACGGACCAAGAUGGCGUCCAGGGAAUCGAGCUGCCAUCAAACGAUGCCUCAAUGUUAUCUACGCAACCACAGUCAACACAGCAAGCACCAUCUGGUAGCCAGAAGACAGGCAAACGAAGAAUAGAUGAUGAUAUAAAUGAAUUGUUUGAAAUUGUUAAAUCCGCGAAAGAAAAAAUGGUUGAAUUUAAAGAUGAGUAUGAUAUCUAUGGCCAGUACGUUGCUUCAGAAUUAAGAGCGACAAAAAAUGAGAAUGCAGUACUUCAGGCCAAGUCUUAUAUUAAUGACAUAUUAAUAGAUGCAAGGAUGGGAAAGUACAAUUACACUUUACGGGCAUCAAAAUCAUCUAGGAUCUGA